AUGCAGGUCAAGCCCGGAAAGAGCCACGGCCCCAUAACUCGGGGUGGAGGAGCUGCCACGCAGCACCGGGCCACCUCACAACUGCACGAUGACAUUGUGACUCGAAGUUUCUCCAGAUGCUACCACGUCAACCACCUGCUGUUGAAGGGGACCACAAGCACACUUCCAUUCCUCCCCGGCGCGGCAGCAGUCUCUGUUGCUCUCAUCCUCCCAGCCCAGCGCCUGUUCCUGCUUGGCCGUUUUGCCAGGAGAGCGAUGGGACGGCACCUCGAACCAGAACCCGGCUGUUGGUGUGCAAAAAUUCAGUGUGUGCAGUAUCUACGCCUAUCUUGGAACGACAGCGGCGGCAAGUCAUGGGAAGUGCCACGGGAAGGGGGCUUGAUUAUGCUUCUUGAUUUGACGGCGGGACAAGGUCACAAGUUUGGCCAGCUGACCCCCUCCACGUUCAUGCAUGCAGCGCUUUCCCCACCAUCAUCCCAAUCAUUGCAGGCCCUGCACGUCGAGGGGACCGAUCGCCGCCAACGACCGUUUUACGUUUUCUCCCGGAACGACGACAUAAUGCCCAAGGUUAUUAGGUGA
Messenger RNA from Diaporthe batatas, 579 nucleotides. RefSeq lists its product as uncharacterized. Lineage: Eukaryota; Fungi; Ascomycota; Sordariomycetes; Diaporthales; Diaporthaceae. The record is from RefSeq and is a predicted model, not a curated record. Bases 1 to 579 code for a protein of 192 amino acids. The transcript is spliced from 4 exons.